AUGUGUCAUAGUAAAAGUAAAACUAAUCUCGAACAAGAAUGUAAACUGAUAACGAAUAGUAAUAAAAUGCGAUUAAUGGAAUGUUAUGAAAUUGAAUCUGUCAAUGAAUUAUCAAAUUUAUUAAGAGAUAAUUGGUCUAAUAUCGCAAUCAUUAAUAAUCACAAAAAAAUAAUACAAGUUGCCGCUGGAUCACCGCCGAAUAUAUUGCAGACAAUAGAAUAUUUUGAUCUUUCUCAAAUAGGACAUUUAUAUAUAGAAAGUGGUGCAUUUAGAAACAUGAAUUCAUUGAAAUUUCUAAAUAUCUCACAUGGAAAAUUAAAUGACUUGAAAUCUGAAUGGUUUACUGAAAGAAAUUCAGUUGAAGUUUUAAAUUUUUCUCACAAUACUCUAAACAAUUUAACAUCAACAAAUUUAAAAAAUCUAAAAAAUAUUAAGGAAAUUGAUUUUUCUCAGAAUAAUCUGAAAAGUAUUCAAAGAGGAACCUUUAGCUCUUUACGAAAUUUACUUAUAUUAAAUUUGGAUUUGAAUCUUUUGACGGAAAUCGAUUUCGGUCAAGUGCCAAAACUGAAAUUAUUAAGCAUCAAUGAAAAUCUCUUAACUAAAUUAACUUCAGAUACGUUUAUCGAGAUGCCUCAACUCGAAUCAAUAUUUCUUGUUGAUAAUCAAUUAAAUGAAAUUGAAGAGGAAACUUUUAAAAAUUUAAAUCGGCUUAAAUUUCUUGAUUUAUCAUCUAAUCAAUUACAUAAAAUAGGAACUGAUAUUUUUAAAGGGCUACAUAAAUCCAAAAUAAAUAUUGUGGAUUUAAGUAAUAAUAAUAUUGAAAAUAUUGAAUCUGGAGCAUUUAAUGGAUUACAAAAUUUGAGAAAACUAGAUUUAUCGAAAAAUUCAAUUGGUAAACUACGUAGUUCAACUUUUGAUGGUUUAGAUAAUUUAAGGCGUCUUUCUUUAGGAGAAAAUGAUAUCGAAACAAUACAAAAUUUUACAUUUGCAUCAUUACAAAAUUUGGAAAUACUUGAUAUAGCUGCAAAUAAUUUAAACUCUUUGGAAACACUUAUAUUCGGAGAGUCCUUAUUGAAUUUAAGAACUCUAAAUAUAUCGACCAAUAACUUACCGAAUUUAAAUAUUGAAAUAUUUUCACCCUUAACGAAUUUAGAAUAUUUAAAACUUCAUCAAAAUGAAUUAACAAGAAUUGAUUCAGACUUGGGUUUAAAACUAAAAAAAUUGAAAAAACUACAUAUUGGACAUAAUCACAUUGAAGAAUUGACAUCACUUACAAAAUUCUUUCAUAGCUUUCAUUAUUUGCCAGGUCGAGGAAUUGGUCUUGGUACCGGUCUUGGUCUUGGCCUUGGACGAUGUGGUGGUCUUGGUUUUCUCUUUAUUGGCUCAGCAUUUGCAUUUGGUAUAGCAAAGGCAAAUGCGAUAGCAAUUAACCGUUCAAAUACAGUAGCUGAACCUGAUCGAGAGUCAGCUAGAUGUAGACCACCACAUCGUCCAAGAUCAAUACCAUGUCUAUCAAGACCAUUUGUUUAA
Messenger RNA from Condylostylus longicornis, 1530 nucleotides. RefSeq names its product insulin-like growth factor-binding protein complex acid labile subunit. The transcript is spliced from 4 exons. Gene Ontology annotation, cellular component: extracellular matrix. The coding region runs from base 1 to 1530 and encodes 509 amino acids. The record is from RefSeq and is a predicted model, not a curated record. Gene Ontology annotation, molecular function: protein binding. Lineage: Eukaryota; Metazoa; Arthropoda; Insecta; Diptera; Dolichopodidae.